AUGCAGCAGGCGGGGGCGGGGCAGGCCGACGAGGACGAGGACGAGGAGAUGGGGGUCAAGGAGGAGGAGGAGGAGGACGGCGACGAGGAGGAGGACGACGGCUACUACAUGGACCCCCGGAGCCCGGCCGCAGCCGCCGUCGUGUCGACGCCCGGCGGCGGCAGGGCCGGAGGGAUCCCGAACCGGCGGCGCGCGCGCGAGGAGAAGGAGCGGACCAAGAUGCGGGAGCGGCAGCGGCGCGCGAUCACGGGGCGGAUCCUGGCGGGCCUGCGCCAGCACGGCAACUACAGCCUGCGGGCGCGAGCCGACAUCAACGAGGUGAUCGCCGCGCUCGCCAGGGAGGCCGGAUGGGUCGUCCUCCCCGACGGCACCACCUUCCCCUCUUCGUCCUCCUCCGCCGCCGUGGCUGCACAGUCGGUCCGCCCCGUGAUGGUCGCCGCCGCGCCGCCCUCCGCCAACCCGCUCGCACUCCCGGCCUCCGCGGCGCUUCCCCUCCGCGGCAUCGCGCCCGUCGCCGCGCGCCCCAUCUCCCACCGCGCAGCGCCCGCGCCCGUGUCCGGCCUCCUCGUCUCGCCCCCGCGCGCCACCGCGGCCUCGCGACCCCCGGCUGACGACGUCCCCGACGGGAACUCCUCGCACCUCCUCGCCGUCCCCGUCCCCAUGGACCCCGCCGCCGCCGCCGCCGAAGACGCCCCCGUCGCCAAGCAGGUGCCCGAUGUGGCGCCGCGCCCGCCGGAGCGGGACUUCGCUGGCACGCCUUACGUGCCGGUCUACAUCAUGCUCCCUCUUGGGGUGGUGAAUGGCAACGGCGAGGUGGUGGACGCGGACGAGUUGGUGGGUCAGCUGCGGGUGUUCAAGGCAGCUGGAGUGGAUGGGGUCAUGGUCGACUGCUGGUGGGGGAACGUCGAGGCGCACAGGCCGCAGGAGUACAACUGGACUGGCUACAGGCGCCUCUUCCAGAUGAUCAGGGAGCUCAAGCUCAAGUUGCAGGUCGUCAUGUCAUUUCAUGAAUGCGGUGGCAAUGUUGGAGAUGAUAUAUCCAUUCCCCUCCCACAUUGGGUAAUAGAAAUUGGAAGGAGCAAUCCGGAUAUCUACUUUACUGACAGGGCAGGAAGACGUAAUACAGAGUGCUUAUCAUGGGGAAUUGAUAAAGAAAGGGUUCUGCAAGGCAGAACAGCAGUGGAGGUAUAUUUUGAUUUCAUGAGAAGCUUCCGAGUAGAAUUUGAUGAGUAUUUUGAGGAUGGGAUCAUCUCAGAAAUUGAGAUUGGACUAGGGGCUUGUGGAGAGCUGCGAUAUCCAUCUUAUCCAGCAAAACAUGGCUGGAAAUACCCUGGCAUUGGAGAAUUUCAGUGCUAUGACAGGUACUUACAGAAAAGUUUGAGAAAGGCUGCAGAAGCACGGGGGCAUACCAUAUGGGCAAGAGGGCCUGACAAUGCUGGCCAUUAUAAUUCUGAACCAAAUCUCACUGGAUUUUUUUGUGAUGGAGGAGAUUAUGAUAGCUACUAUGGUCGGUUUUUCCUCAGCUGGUACUCCCAGACGUUGGUGGAUCACGCGGACCGUGUACUGAUGUUAGCAAGGUUGGCUUUUGAGGAUUCAAACAUUGCUGUUAAGGUCUCUGGGGUGCACUGGUGGUACAAAACUGCCAGUCAUGCUGCUGAAUUGACCGCCGGAUUUUACAACCCAUGUAACCGUGAUGGCUAUGCUCCAAUUGCUGCAGUAUUGAAGAAAUAUGAUGCUGCUUUGAACUUUACAUGUGUUGAAUUGCGCACUAUGGACCAGCAUGAGGUAUACCCUGAGGCAUUUGCAGAUCCAGAGGGCCUAGUAUGGCAGGUGCUAAAUGCUGCUUGGGAUGCUGGUAUACAAGUGGCUAGUGAGAACGCUCUACCUUGCUAUGAUAGGGAUGGAUUCAACAAGAUUUUGGAGAAUGCCAAACCACUGAAUGACCCAGAUGGACGACAUCUGUUUGGUUUCACCUACCUAAGGCUUAGCAAAGUUCUGUUUGAAAGACCCAACUUUUUUGAAUUUGAGCGCUUCGUCAAGAGAAUGCAUGGUGAGGCGGUUCUUGAUCUGCAAGUAUAG
Molecule: messenger RNA, 2079 nt
Organism: Miscanthus lutarioriparius
Lineage: Eukaryota; Viridiplantae; Streptophyta; Magnoliopsida; Poales; Poaceae
Source: the annotation of a GenBank genome assembly